UCGUCUUCGAUUCACCCCUCCCCGUCGCUGCCCGCCCCCAACUCCCCGUCGCCGUCUCCGGAGCCUCUCGCCCUUUCGCUUUCGCCUUCCAUUUUCCAAUCACCAACCACCACCUCACUCCCCUUAGUUAAUCCCGUCGUUUCGUCAUGCCGCCCCGAGAGUCCCACUCGCCACUCCAAACCCUUUCCCCCCGCCUCGCCUCCCCACCCCGCCGUCACGAUGCCGUCCCCAUCUCCCCGCGUCCUCCCGCUCCUCCUGGUCGUAGUGAUUGCCUGCGCGGCGUCGGAGGUCAGGUGUUCCGAUGGGCGGUUCCCGCACCUCGAGCGCCUCCGCGAGCUCCACCGCCGGGGGAGCUCGCCACCGACCGAGCAGGAGGCCGCCGCGCGCGGGCUUCUCGAGCGCCUCCUCCCCUCACACUCUGCCAGCUUCGAGUUCAGGAUCAUCUCCAAGGAGCAAUGUGGCAGGAAGGCAUGCUUUAUCAUUAACAACCACCCGUUGUUUGAUGGAGAAGGGAGUCCAGAAAUAUUGAUACUUGGAACAAGUGGGGUGGAAAUUUCUGCUGGUUUUCAUUGGUAUUUGAAACACUAUUGUGCAGCACAUAUAUCUUGGUAUAAAACUGGCGGUUCACAGUUAUCAUCCAUUCCGCAUUCUGGGUCACUACCUCGUGUUCCUGCUGGUGGUGUAUCAAUUCGAAGACCUGUUGACUGGAGCUACUACCAGAAUGCAGUUACAUCCAGUUAUUCUUUUGCUUGGUGGGAUUGGGAACGUUGGGAGAAGGAAAUUGACUGGAUGGCUCUUCAAGGAAUCAAUUUGCCUCUUGCUUUCACUGGGCAAGAGGCUAUAUGGCAGAGGGUUUUUCAGAGGUACAACAUUAGUAAAUCAGAUUUGGAUGAUUUCUUUGGUGGGCCAGCCUUUCUUGCAUGGUCUCGAAUGGCUAAUAUGCAUGGAUGGGGUGGGCCUCUUCCUCAGACUUGGCUUGAUGAUCAGCUAGCUCUUCAGAAGAAAAUCCUUUCUAGGAUGUCUGCUUUUGGCAUGUUCCCAGUUCUUCCAGCCUUUUCUGGUAACAUCCCAGCUGCAUUAAAGUCAAAAUUUCCUUCAGCUAAAGUCACUCACCUUGGAAACUGGUUUACCGUUGACAGCAAUCCAAGGUGGUGUUGCACAUAUCUUCUUGAUGCAUCCGAUCCUUUAUUUGUAGAAAUUGGGAAGUUGUUUAUAGAAGAACAAAUCAGAGAGUAUGGUAGGACAAGUCACAUAUACAACUGUGAUACUUUUGAUGAGAACACCCCUCCGAUAAAUGAUCCAAACUAUAUCUCUUCGUUGGGUGCUGCAACAUUCAGGGGUAUGCAAAGCGGUGACAAUGAUGCUACUUGGUUAAUGCAAGGUUGGUUGUUUACAUAUGAUCCUUUCUGGGAGCCCCCACAAAUGAAGGCACUACUGCAUUCUGUUCCAGUUGGUCGAAUGAUUGUUCUUGAUCUAUAUGCUGAAGUGAAACCAGUUUGGAUUAAUUCUGAUCAAUUCUACGGUGUCCCCUACAUCUGGUGCAUGCUUCACAAUUUUGCUGCAGAUUUUGAAAUGUAUGGUGUUUUGGAUGCGGUGGCUUCUGGGCCUAUUGAUGCUCAACUAAGUGAUAACUCCACUAUGGUUGGAGUUGGUAUGUCUAUGGAAGGUAUCGAGCAAAAUCCUAUUGUUUAUGACCUUAUGUCAGAAAUGGCUUUUCAUCACAGACGAGUGGAUCUUCAGGUGUGGGUUGAGACAUAUCCAACACGAAGAUAUGGAAAAUCAGUUAAGGGAUUGCAAGAUGCUUGGUGGAUUUUAUACCAAACUCUAUAUAACUGCACAGAUGGUAAAAAUGACAAAAAUCGGGACGUGAUAGUGGCAUUCCCAGAUGUUGAACCUUUUGUUAUUCAAACACCAGGGUCGUAUACUAGUACUAGAAAAACAUAUUCUGCAUGGUCAUCAACGAAUUACAUUGUGGAGGAUGCUUCCAGUGAUGUAUAUGAACAGCCUCAUCUAUGGUAUGAUACCAGUGUCGUUAUACAUGCCCUAGAGCUUUUUCUUCAAUAUGGAGGUGAAGUAUCUGACAGCAACACUUUCAGGUAUGACCUUGUGGAUUUAACUCGUCAAGUUCUGGCCAAAUAUGCCAAUGAUGUCUUUGUAAUGAUCAUCAAAAGCUACAAGUCAAACAGCAUGAACCAAGUGACCACCCUGUGCCAGCACUUUCUUGACCUUGUGAAUGACCUUGAUACGCUGCUAGCCUCUCAUGAGGGAUUUCUGCUUGGGCCUUGGUUGGAAAAUGCCAAGGGCCUUGCACGAGACCGAGAACAAGAGAUACAGUAUGAAUGGAAUGCUAGAACACAAAUUACAAUGUGGUUUGACAACACUGAAACAAAAGCAAGUUUAUUGCGCGACUACGCAAACAAGUACUGGAGCGGCCUGCUGCGGGGCUACUAUGGACCAAGGGCUGCCAUCUACUUCAAGCACCUGCUAUUGAGCAUGGACAAGAACGAGCCUUUUGCACUGGAGGACUGGAGGAGGGAAUGGAUUAGCCUCACCAACAACUGGCAGAGCGAUAGGAAGCUGUUUCCCACCACGCCCACAGGAGAUGCUCUAAACAUCUCACGGUCGCUUUACAUGAAGUACCUGCGCAGUCCUAAUCUUCUUGAGCUCGAAGUUACGGGCUCCUCUGGGAAGUCUGCAAGCUUAUGAGCUCCUGGUUGUGCGUGCGGUGGUGAACUAGUGAUAAUGGAUCCUGAUGCACUCGAGUUCGGAUUAGCAGCAUUUCCCAUGUAUUUUCUGCAACCGUUAGCAUCCACUCUAGCUAUGUGGUGGGAUCUACCACUCCAUUAUUCUAAAGUAAAUAAAUACCGAUGGAACACCUAAUUUGGCAGAAUAGAAAUGCUUGUUUGAAUGCCCA
Phragmites australis (common reed) is the source of this 2914-nucleotide messenger RNA. RefSeq names its product alpha-N-acetylglucosaminidase-like. NCBI's taxonomy places the organism in Eukaryota, Viridiplantae, Streptophyta, Magnoliopsida, Poales, Poaceae. The transcript is spliced from 19 exons. The record is from RefSeq and is a predicted model, not a curated record. Bases 220 to 2706 code for a protein of 828 amino acids.